This is a messenger RNA of Rodentolepis nana, 348 nucleotides long. Lineage: Eukaryota; Metazoa; Platyhelminthes; Cestoda; Cyclophyllidea; Hymenolepididae. The record is from the annotation of a GenBank genome assembly.
AUGCAGAGCAUCUUCGAGGAAGCCACGCGGGAUAAUGCCUCACAACAAAGUGAGCCAAGAAGCGACGAAUUCGACCACCAGGAAUCUUCGUCGAAGACCCAAUCACCGCCUGAUCCCACUCAUCAACAAAUUGUUUCCAGAUCAUUCUCUCAAUCACCGGGCGAUUUUCCUCCACUGUCAGGAACUUCUUCAUUUACCUCCACUUUGCAAAAUCCUCCCUUUAUUCCAAGGCCUGAGGAUUCUAUUCUCUUCAUAGUAGGUGGUGGCGGUGGUGGUGGUGGCUACUGUGGCGGUUCAAUGUUAGGUCCUUGGUUUAAUUCAAUUCCAGCAAGAAAUGUGAGGGACUGA